Messenger RNA from Oenanthe melanoleuca, 2669 nucleotides. Its product is annotated as tRNA N(3)-methylcytidine methyltransferase METTL2-like. Bases 348 to 1466 code for a protein of 372 amino acids. Gene Ontology annotation, molecular function: tRNA (cytidine-N3)-methyltransferase activity. The transcript has 9 exons. The record is from RefSeq and is a predicted model, not a curated record. NCBI's taxonomy places the organism in Eukaryota, Metazoa, Chordata, Aves, Passeriformes, Muscicapidae.
CCCUGCCAUGGCAGGGCCUGGAACAGGAUGGUCUUUGGGGUCCUUUCCCACCCAAAUCAUUCUGGGACUCUGUGCCGUGUACUGUGGAAUGACCCUGCUGGAGCAGGAAGGCUUGAGCAGGAAGGCUGGACCAGAUGAAUCCCCGUGGUCCCUUCCAGCCUGUCCCAUUCCGGGAAUCCUUGAAAUGCAGGAUGGACUCCACUAAAGGCCCUUUCGGGCCCCUUUCCCAACACUUUCCUGGGGCAGCGCCCCAGCUGACCGCCCCUGCCACGUGACCGCCGCCCUCAGUCCUCCUUCGGGUAGGGCUGCGCGGGGCCGCUUCCGCUUCCGGUGCUGCCUGGCCCGUCAUGGCGGCGCCCAGCGAGGCGCGGGAGCGGCGGCCUUUCGGGCGGCGGCUGCUCACCGACCCAGCCCGGCUUUUCCAGCACAACGCCUGGGAUAAUGUGGAAUGGUCAGAAGAGCAGGAAGCCAGUGCCAGGAGUAAAGUUGAAGAGAACAGCUCACAGCUAUUGCCACAACAUAAACAAGAGGAAUAUGAGGUGAAUGCUAAGAAAUACUGGGAUGACUUCUAUAAAAUCCAUGAAAAUGGCUUCUUCAAGGACAGGCACUGGCUGUUCACUGAAUUUCCUGAGCUGGCACCUAACAGGAACUCAAGCCAAAAUGGAGAUUCUGUGCAUGGAUUUAGUAACACAGCAGAAUCCAACAAUGAAGGGUUGGGAAGCUGUGGAAAUGUCCAUUGCUCUUUGGAAACCAGGACAGAGAGUCAGUUACACCUGAUAAAAAGCCCACCUGGCAGCCACACAGAGAAACUGACUGCACGGGAAGACAGUGAGCUGAAUCAGAGUGAUGGGGAUUACCCAGGAUCAACUGCAUCUUACCGUAUAUUAGAGGUUGGCUGUGGGGCUGGGAAUACAGUCUUCCCAAUUUUACAAACCAACAAUGACCCAGGCCUGUUUGUUUAUUGCUGUGAUUUUUCUACAACAGCUGUGGAUCUUGUCCAGAACAAUGCAGAAUAUGAUACUUCUCGCUGCUUUGCAUUUGUCCAUGACCUGUGCAAUGACCAAAGCCCUUUCCCAAUGCCAGAGGAGAGUCUUGACAUUGUUAUUCUUAUCUUUGUCCUCUCAGCAAUUCUCCCAGAGAAGAUGCAGUGCAUUGUGACCAGACUGAGUCGCCUUCUGAAACCAGGGGGAAUGAUCUUGUUACGAGAUUAUGGUCGUUAUGAUCUCGCCCAACUUCGGUUUAAGAAAGGUCAAUGUCUGUCUGAUAACUUCUAUGUGAGAGGUGAUGGCACUAGAGUUUACUUCUUCACACAAGAUGAAUUAGAUCAUCUGUUCACCACAGCUGGGCUGGAGAAAAUCCAGAAUCUGGUUGAUCGGCGAUUGCAAGUGAACCGUGGGAAACAGAUGACGAUGUAUCGGGUGUGGAUCCAGUGCAAGUACUGCAAACCCACCGCACUUCAGCCAUGAGGCAUGUAGACUUUAGGCUGAAGCCUCUUUGUCUCCUCCUGGUAACAGGUGUGUGAUACAGUUCUGCACACCCAGGACCUCUGUGCCUUGUACCAUGCCUGGCAUCAGUUCAAGUGAGUUUUGCUAAGGAUGAAUGCCCUGAGAGUACAGCAAGCAGAAUUCUUUUAGAAUCACAGAAUAUACUAAGUUGGGAAGGACCCAUGAAGAUCAAGCCCAUCUCCUAUCCCUGCACAGGACACCCCAACAAUCCCACCCCAUGCCUGAGAGCAUCAUCCAAACACUCGUUGAAUUCUGGAAACCUUGGGGCCGUGACCAAUUCCUGAGGAACCUGUUCAGUGCCAAACCACUCUUUGUGGGAAGAACCUUUUCUUGAUAUCCAGCCUAACCCUCCCUGGACACAGCUCCAGCCAUUUCCUCGAGUCCUGUCCCUGGAGUGAAGAGAUUGGUUCCUGCCCCUCUGCUGUCCCUUAGGAGGAUGUCGAAGAUCCCUGUGAAGUCUGAUCUCAGUCUCCUCCAGUUGAAUAGACCAAGUGCCCUCAGCCACUCCUCAUAGAGCUUCUCCUCAAGGCCCUUCACCAUUCUCAUGGCCCUUCUCUGGUCUCUAGUGGCUUAAUGUCUUUUUUAUAUUGCAGUGCCCAAAACUGCCCCCAGCAUUUGAGGUGAGGCUGCCCCAAAGCAGAGGAGAACAAUCCCCUUCAUGACCAGGAAUGCUUUACCUGAUGCCCCCAGGACAUGGAGUCCCUCCUGGCUGCCAGGGCACUCCUGACUCAUGUUCAACUUGCCAGGACUCCCAAGUCCCUUCCUGCAGCUGCUCUCCAGCCUCGGUUGCCCCUCCCCACGUGCAGAAUCCAGCACUUUCCUUUGUUGAAUUUCCCAUGACUGGUGAUUGCCCAUUUCUCUGAUUUGUCAAGGUCUCUCUGCAGGCCCUUUCUGCCCCUGAGACUCACAGCUCCUCCCAGUUUAGUGCAGACAGCAAACUUAGUAUUCCUUCAAGUCCUGCACCCAAGUCAUUAAUGUGGAUGUUGAAGAGCACAGGCUUGAGAAGGGAGCCCUGUAAAUGUCAUGCUACUGGUCCGAGUUUUAAGAAUUAUUUAUGCUUUUAACCUAAGAGAUGGUCAUGAUGUUGUACAGCAGCUGAGCAGGUUGAAUAGCAACUUGCUCAUACUCUGGAUUUUCACAUGAAACAGGAGAGCUCUGACCUUA